Ostrea edulis (European flat oyster) is the source of this 3054-nucleotide messenger RNA. RefSeq lists its product as uncharacterized. Bases 1 to 672 code for a protein of 223 amino acids. The record is from RefSeq and is a predicted model, not a curated record. The transcript has 2 exons. Lineage: Eukaryota; Metazoa; Mollusca; Bivalvia; Ostreida; Ostreidae.
AUGAGUAAUAGUAAAUUACUUAAGUAUUUAGAGAGACCUUUAGUAUCGAAAUCUAUAGCAAGUCAGCCUGUACUUAUUUCUACUAGCAUAGGGAAUUAUUUAAGAAAACAUUUUGAUUUGUUGAAGCAGGUAAAACUUCAUAUACAAUUUGAAUGUAGACCAGGUGCUCGAUUUCCUGAUUUCUUGCCGUGGAUAAAACGGAAUUUGCCUGAACUUAUCAAGCGACACGGACGCGUUACGCUUUACAUCUGGCUUGGGACCUGUGACGUUACCAGGAAGAAUGGGAAGUUCAUAGAUUUCAGGGAGAUCAGGAAGGUUCAGCGGGAGGAGAUAUCAUUGCAAGGCUCUACAAGAAGAAUUAGAUCCAGACCAACGGUUUUACAUGCGGAGAGAGCAGAUACAUCUACAGAUUUGCAUAAUGACCUACAGAAGAUGAUAGCUUCACUUCAAAGGUUAGAACAGAAAAUAGAUGACAAUUCAAAAAGUUUUCAACAACUGAAUAAAAGGGUUCAUCAGUUAGAAAACAAUGCACCUGUACAAAGUCAUCAGAAAAUGGACCAAGGACGAAGCCAAAGUUAUAACAAUAGGAGUAGAGGUCAUAAUAGAGGCAAAGGUCGAGGUCAAAAUUAUGCUAUAAAAACAGAAGAAGCAGACUCUCAGUUAAAAGAGUAACCUCUUCUAUUACAGGGCGAAUGGAGGGGGAACGAGAGAAUAGUAAAAGCCCUAAUCAAAAUUCAAAUUUAUUAUCAAGAAUGGUAGGUGAACCGAAUGAGAGCAAAAUAUAUAUUAACGGAGUUGAAACGGAAACCUUGAUUGAUACCGGUUCAAUGAUCACUUGCAUGUCAGAGCAAUUUUAUAAUUUGUUUGAAAAUAAGCCUGUUUUGCGUGAUAUUGAAGAUUUUGAAUUGAAGGUCUAUAGUGCUGAGGGUAGCGCAUUACCAUUUUCAGGUUAUGUAGAGGUAGAGCUUAAGAUCCCUUUUCUAUCUUCUAAACCAAUUUAUGCACCCGUUUUGGUCACAAAAGGAACAGAAUAUAGUAGUAAGGUUCCUAUAAUUGUGGGCACUAAUAUUAUCAAAAUAUGCAGAGUUCUCACAAUAUGAGGAUUUAGAGGUACCAGAUGAGUGGGAAUUAGCUUUUUCAAACUUAAGUGCUAGUGGGAUUCCUGUCAAAACAACUAACAGAUAUUCUAUUACGAUUGGACCACAUGAGGUUAAAACCCUGUCGGGGAUAGUAAAAUCAGUGAAUGCCAAUAAUGUAGAUACAGCUAUUACAGAGCAAACAGAUACAUUUCCAAACCAAAGUCUUUUAGUCUGUCCUAGGGUUGUGUCUAUUAAAAAUGGUAAAACCUCAAGAGUUCCCGUGCGGGUAUGCAAUAUGUCGCCUCAAGCUAUUAAGAUUCAACCAAAGUCUGUAAUAUGCAAGUUGAGUACCGCCAAAGUUGUUGAUUCUUGGGAACCAUCAAAGACAAUUGCAAGUCAAGAUAUCUCAAAUGUCAAUUUAGUAGAAUUAGGAGUCAAGGUUAAUGAAACUAAUUUGUCUGAGGAUCAGGUAGAAAAGAGUUAUGAUUUCUUGAAUAGGUGGAAACAUAUUUUUUCGACGUCCUUUAUUGACAUUGGAAGAACCGAUCUAGUAGAACACGAAAUAAGGUUGUCAGAUCAUACACCGUUCAAAGAACCAUACAGGAGAAUACCACCUGCAAUGUAUGAAGAGGUAAGGCAACAUCUUAAAGAAAUGCUAGAGGCCGGAGCAAUUAGAGAAUCUAAAAGUCCAUAUUGUUCGAAUGUGGUACUUGCUAGAAAAGCUGACGGUUCUCUUAGGUUUUGUAUAGACUUGCGAAAACUAAAUAACAGAACCAUUAAAGAUGCUUACAAUCUUCCUAGAGUGGAUGAGACAAUAGAUACUCUUUUGGGAAGUAAGUAUUUUUCAAAGUUAGAUCUUCGAUCUGGUUAUUGGCAAGUUGAGAUCAAAGAGGAAGAUAAGCAUAAAACAGCUUUUUCAUUAGGUCCUUUAGGAUUUUAUGAAUGUAAUCGCAUGGCUUUUGGAUUAACCAAUGCACCCGCUACGUUUCAGCGAUUAAUGGAGACUUGUAUGGGUGAAAUGAAUCUUAAAGAGUGUUUAAUAUUUUUGGAUGACAUUCUUGUCUUUUCAUCUACAUUUGAAGAACAUUUAGAGAGAUUAGAGGGUGUAUUCACUAGAUUAGAAAAACAUAAUUUGAAAUUAAAACCUUCCAAGUGCGAGUUUUUCAAAUCGGAAGUAAAAUAUUUGGGACAUGUUGUCUCAGAAAAUGGUAUUCAAACAGAUCCUGAAAAGAUAUCGGCUUUGAAAACCUGGCCAGUCCCUAAAAAUAUUAAAUCAUUACGUUCCUUUCUAGGAUUUACUGGGUACUACAGGAGGUUUGUCAAAGACUAUGCAAGGUUAGUAAAACCCUUGAACAAUCUCUUGGUAGGACAUCCAACAAAUAAAAAGGCGAAAUCGUCUAAGAGAAAGAAAGUACCAUGGAUAUGGGGUAAGAAAGAACAACAAGCAUUCAAUAGUUUGAUAGAAAAACUUACUUCACCCCCAAUAUUAGCGUUUUCAGACUUUACCAAACCUUUUAUUGUCAAUAUAGAUGCAUCCAAAGAUGGUCUUGGUGCUGUUUUAUACCAAAAUCAAGGCGUUAAAGACAGAGUAAUUGCGUAUGCCAGUAGAAGUUUGCGACCAAGCGAAUGUAAUUACCCUGCCCACAAGUUAGAAUUUUUGUGUUUAAAAUGGGCAUUGUGUGAUAAAUUCCAUGAUUAUCUGUAUGGAAAUACUUUCCAAGUCUAUACAGAUAAUAACCCAUUAACUUAUGUUACAACCACAGCCAAACUAGAUGCAAUGUCGCAUAGGUGGUUGGCAUCCCUUUCCAAUUACAAUUUCAAAUUGAUUUACAAAACUGGUAAAUCUAAUAGAGAUGCUGAUGGGUUAUCUCGCAGAUCUACUGAAGUCUUUCCUGAUGUUAUAAAAGCUUUUACUUCUGCUGUUUUAGUUGAGAAGGAGGAACUACCACUCGCAGAAUGUAUUGUUUUAUCCCAG